Messenger RNA from Leptonychotes weddellii (Weddell seal), 1479 nucleotides. The record is from RefSeq and is a predicted model, not a curated record. Lineage: Eukaryota; Metazoa; Chordata; Mammalia; Carnivora; Phocidae.
CUUUUUAAAAAAUUUAAAAAAGAAGAAGUUUUGGGUCGGUUGCAGUGCAUGGGAGAAGAGAUCCCAUAAUUCUUAUGGCCCUGCUUCUAGACUAUUCUUUCUCAUGCUUCUCCAUCUCCUUUAGGUAGUUUCCAUGAUCCUCUUCUCCUUCUACCCUCUUCACCUCAUCGGUCUCCUCCAUUCCAUUGGCUCUCCCAUCCCUUCUCUGAGGAUUCCUCCCAAGUUGCUCCAAUAGGUUUUUGUAGAAAUGACCCCCAUUAAGGCAAUGUCUGCAAAGCCUAACACCAGAAGGAUCUGUCUUCUUCUGGCAUCCUAAUUUAUUCUAGAAUUGUGCUAAUUCAAAAACAAACAAACACCCUACAAUAUUUAAAAGCCACUUCCCAGCAUUGUUUUGUUUUCUUAGGGAAUCUUUGAACUUUUUUUUCUCCGUUUUUAAUAACUUGCUGCAUUGGCAGGUGCUGUUCAAGUCAGUGGAAGAACCACUUUUUCGAAUUCCUUCUCUCCAGAGGUAUUUCUACUCCCAGUCGAUGUUGAAAAGGAAAACGCCCACUUCUAUGUUGCAGAUAUGAUUAUAGCAGCAAUGGAGAAAAUUAAGUGCACCAUCCUGAGUCAACAGCACACAGAGCACUGGGGUGUGGAAGAAGCCAGUGGGGCGCUCGGGAAUGACCACGCUGACUCUGAAGUCACCUUUUACACCAAUGUAAAGCAAGAAUCUGGGUCUUCCAAUUCUUCUGACAGUGGCUAUGAAGGUUGUGCGGUGCUACAGGGCAGCCCCGUGGCUGGGACACCCACUUACUGUGAUGUGCUGAAAGAAGCCUGUAAAUGUGACUUCGAUGACUUUGUUAUCAUAGAACUUGGUGAGUUUAGCAGCAUCACAGAAACCUGUGGAUGUUCCUGCAGCUCCUCUAAGAGUGUCAUUUAUGAGCCAGACUUCAGUUCUGCUGAGCUAAUAGCCAAAGAGUUGUACCGAGUAUUCCAGAAGCGCUGGAUGUUGUCAGAUGUUAAUCAUCAACUGGCAGAUUCUCUAAAUGCUGCUGGCUCGAUAGUAGUGAAUGAAGAGCGGGUCCAAAAAGACUUUGAAUCCAGUGUGGAUGUCGUUCAGGAAAUUACCCUUAAGUCGAAGAUCAGAGGGGCUGAAGACUGGGAGCCCCCCAGAUUUCAAAUCAUAUUUAAUGUUCAUCCACCACUCAAGAGGGAAUUCGUGGUAGCAGCCCAGAAUUUUUUGUGUGCUGGUUGUGGAACUCCAAUAGAACCUAAAUGACAUCCCUAUGGCUGGUUCCCUUACUUCCUGCACAUCUUCACUCAGAAUUUACAAGGUUUUCCCUGGCUGCCCUAUUGAAAAUGUCCACCUUGCCACACUCCUGGCCACAAACAUACACGUGUACACUUUACCCUUCCUUAUUUUUCAUUCUAGUACUUAUCUUCCUAAAAUACUCUUUUAGAUUCUACUAAUUUUUCUUAUCAUUGGUCUGUGUCCCU